AUGUUGUCCAAAGCGUUGGCGAAAGCAAAUGCCGCAGUGCAGUUAGAUAAUGCUCAGAACUAUGCUGCCGCCCGGGAUUCUUAUCUAGAAGCUUGUGAUCUCUUACAGCAAGUGCUUGCUAGGACAAAUGGCGCAGAGGAUAGAAGGAAGCUGGAGGCCAUUCGACUUACGUAUACAAGCCGAAUAGACGAACUAGACGAUUUACUACCCGCCUACACGCAGAAUGACAAAGCUUUACCCGCAAGGCCAGAGAGCGUCGAUGAUUAUCACGGUGUCCAGAUGGAAUUGGCUGGUUCUGAAAGCUCCGCAGAGGCUCUGGCGGGGGCGAGGGUAGAUACCGGCGAGUCCUCCUCUCCGAGUUUGAACCAAAGCCAACCGCUUCUCCAAUCCUCUUUCUCGGGGUCCCGGAUGCGCCGAAACUUCGAGGGAGCCUCGCUUACUUUACCCCACCAAGAUGAAGGCUUUGUGCCUGCUCCGCUGUCGCCGCGAAGACCGCUUUCACCCUCUAAACCCCCAACGCCGGAGCCCAUCGUACGGCAGGAUUUCUCCUGGCCGUCUGAUCACCUAGCACCGGAUAGCGCGAGGAGUCAUAAGCGCAAUCUCAGUCACGAAUCAGGGUCAUGGCUAGACCCAAUCGAUGAAUCGGGUGGCUCGACUUCGUCCUCGAUUCACUCCAGGACCUCGUCGCUGGGAGUUAGGAGGAAACACCUCCGCCAGACUAGUGGCAAUACGGAAGCGGAAUUUGACGCUGCCCUAGACGCCGCAGUAGAGGCUGCUUACGACGAAGGAUUUGAACCUAUGGAUUCAUACGACCCCGUUUAUGAUGACAAUGAUUCCGAUUCGGUCGAUGUGUUAACCAACGCGAGACGUAAGGUAGAACUUGCUAAAGAAAGAGUCCGGCAAACUGAACGGGAGGCCGCGAUCGAGCUAGCUCGGGAGCGAGAGCGCCAGAGGCAGAUGUCAAUAGAUCAAAAGCCUCAGGUCUUCAGCGGAGAUUUCUUCGAUGCUAACGAUUCGGAUGAAGAGGAACGUGUACUGGAGGAGAUGGCGAGGAGGUCCGUUAUGGAAGAAUUUACCCCUAAACAUCGGUCUCAGCAGUCACAGUCAAGGAUACCUAGGGAAUCUGAUUCCAGUGGAAUGACUUCUCGGACGUGGCAUAGUUCGGUCGGCUCGAACCCUCCCACCUCUACGACUGUACUGUCAACCGUAACGGAGAUGCCACCGGGCGGAGCUUCUCUCAAAGGCACGGCCCCGGCAUUGCCAUCUCCACCGCAAUCCCUUACUCAGGGUUCCCCAUCGCAGACCUCUCCGACGUCUGGAGUGCGCAACCGUCGCCUCUCUGGGCAGAACCCUAAGCAGCUCAAAAUCGAAACUUCAAAGCUCGGCCAGCCGCCGUCCAUCUCCACGUCUACGCUACAAACAAAGACGGCCGGUGGUUUCAUUGCCCAACAAAGGCAAGCAUUGUCAGCGACAUCAACGCGACCCGGGCCUUUUUCUACGCGUGUGCCCUCGUCACCUACUAGAGGUACCAGUCCAGCGGAUGUUACAGCACCUCCAAGCCCACCGGUAAAUUUAACAGGGUCGCAAGAUGUCGAGGAGCAUCGAAACGACUCGCCGUCCUCUGCGCGGCCUCCCAUGCGGAAGAACUUUUCAUCUUCUAGCCUAAAGUCCUUAAGAACGCGUCAAUUUUCCGUGUCGCAUAUCGACGACUCCGAUCUCUCGCCCAACACUCCUCUAAGUCACCAAAUAUCGAAUACGUCGAUCUCUCGCCAGGCCAUGAUUCCUGCACUGCCUACGCCAUUAGCCGCUGCCUUCCACGAACGGAUGGCGGGUGGUGUUGGCGGUCUACACCUCUUUGAUUCCGAUUUCCAUUCUCCGACUUCACAUUCUCCUAGCCAGGUUCACCACAACCAUCAUCUCUCCCAAAAUCCCGAUGUACCAAUACCCCUAGAACCAUGCCCAUCUGAUACUAUGCUUCGGCCUUUCUGGCUCAUGAGGGCGCUUUAUCAGACCCUCGCUCACCCUCGGGGCGGAUAUAUCAGCACUCGUCUAUUCAUUCCUAGGGAUGCGUGGAAAGUCAAAGGAGUUAAGCUGCGUGCUCUUGAAGAUAAAAUCGCCCAGUGUGAUUUUCUAACUGCGGCGCUUCUCAAACUUGCAAGGGUGGAUAGUAACGACGCAGAUGCAGUGCUUGAGGAGAUGCAGAGCUUUGAAAAUAUUCUGGAAACCGUUCAGGCCAUACUCACGCGGAAGCUUGGUAACGAGGUUGGCACACAGGGAAUGACGCCCUUCCGAGAAGACAAGGAAACCGAGGUUGCGCCGUCGGUACCACGUAGUGCCAGCGUUAGUGGGAAGGGAGGCGCAUUUAGCUGGAGAAGGCUGAGGAACAAGGGCUCGGCUGCUAAUAUGACUAACGCAUAUGGAGGGAAGAGCAACAGUGGAGGGAGCGGCGGGCCCGGCUUGAAUGAGAGAGACAUCCCUAGCUCGAUAGGAUCGGGAUCUAUUCCUAGCCUACCUUUAACUGCCCACCCGAGUAGCAGACCGGCGAAGAGGGACCCCGCGUCGGUCAAUUUUGAUGGGCCAUACGGGAACUAUAUGGCGAGCUUGGCACGACUGUUUGAUGCUGCGCAGACGGUUGAUCAAAUUGCGCGCCAAGUCGAAGACCCUGGAUUGCGGCAUGCGGAUAAAACUCAAGUUGGGCUUGAAUUAUGUACUAGGCACGCGGCUGAGUUUUUUGGCUUCUAUAUCUGCCGCUUCGUACUGGCCGACCUGGCGAUGUUGCUCGAUAAGUUCGUCAAGAGGGGCAGCGAAUGGGUGCUUAACUAA
This is a messenger RNA of Daldinia caldariorum, 2823 nucleotides long. RefSeq lists its product as uncharacterized. The record is from RefSeq and is a predicted model, not a curated record. The transcript has 3 exons. The coding region runs from base 1 to 2823 and encodes 940 amino acids. Lineage: Eukaryota; Fungi; Ascomycota; Sordariomycetes; Xylariales; Hypoxylaceae.